AUGAAUAGUUUUGAUUUUCUCCAUAACCUUUUCAAUGACAUCCGUUCUGGUGAUAACAAUAGGAUUGGCCAGGCUACAGGAGAAAUAUUAGAGUUCUUAAAAACUAAAGAAGAAGCAAUUCAAAUUUUAUUUAUGCUCUUGCAAACAGAUAAGAACGAUAUUUACCUCAAAUAUGCUUCAAUUUUCCUUCAUUCAGAAAUUCGCAAAUACAAAUCUACAUUUGAUUCAACUUUUAUUUCAGAAUUACAAAAUCAAUUUUGCCAAACUAUAAUUUCAAUUCAAAACGACCAUGUCGUACGCAUGCUUUGCGAUGAUGCCGCCCUUAUGGCUAUUGAUGGCACAGAAUUUGGACCAAUUCCAAAUUUGAUUCAACAAUUGAUACAAAAUGCAAAUACAAUAUCGACAAGUUUAUACCUAAUAUCUCAAAUUGCGAUAAAUACCAGCUUUGAUGAAGAAUUACCAUUCAUUUCUGAAUUAUUAAGUCAAAUUUGCGAAUUUGCCGUACACUCUGAGAGAAAUAUCAGGAUUGAAGCAAUGAAAUUGUUAUCUGUACUGAUUUCCAGACCUUACAUGGACGAUAUCGAUGAAACAGGAAUAAUUGGAAAUAUAAUUCUAAAUUCAUUAAAUUUAUGCUUAACUUAUAUGAACACUGAUGAAAGCCUUGCUGUUAUGGAGCUAAUUAAAUCAGUUUCAAUGUUCUCUCUUACUUCUAUCGAUGAAUAUGAAAAUCAAUAUCUCGAAAUAUUGAUUAACAUCAUGAACAACAGCGAGAUCAUCAUGGAAAUCAGAAUAUAUGCCUGUCUAGCCUACAUCGAAGCAAUCAAAGCAAGCAUUGAUGAGAUACAAGAUGAAUUACCACUAUUAGUUGAUAAAAUCUUUGAUUUGGCCGUAGAAAUAUAUUUGUAUGACCCAUAUGGCGGUUUUUAUAGAAUCACUGACCAACUAAUUACGAUGCUUAGUGAAAGUGACGUAUUAAAUUCUCCGCAAGAGGAAGAAGAAGGUUCAAAUAGCUUGAGCGACUACAUAUUCAUGAAAAGUCAUGAAUUCAUCACCGAUGAACAAGAAAAUGACCUUAGAUUUGCAAGAAUUUUGGUUGGAUUGUCAGCAAUUAACUUUUUGAUAUCAGCAGAUACUGAAUUAAUAUACCAGCAUGAACAAGAGAUCAUUGAUUUUGUUGUUAGUGGCAUACAAACAGGCGAAGAAGAGAUAAUUGAAAAUUGUGCUGAAAUUGUCAUCACAAUUUGCAAUUGUAUACCUGAUAAUUGCGCAGAAUACAUCGGAGUCCUCACUCCUUUACUCCUUUCCAAUCUACAAGUGAACCAAGUAUUGAAUAGUUUGUCAUCCCUCUUUGACAGCUCUUCUAUCCCUCCUCCGAACAUCGAAGAGGUCUUAGAUAUGCUCAUACAGUCAUUAUCUGUACUCCCCAAGGAGCUACAAGGCGAUAUUUUGUUUGUUAUCGCAUCUGCCCUUUCAAAAUGCUCUUCUUCUGCAGGACAAUACUACGAGAGGAUCAAAUCAGUUCUCCACGAAGCAAUAAAUGAAGAUUCUUAUCUCAGAAGUGGCGCAAUUCGCUGUUUUUCAAUUUUUGCUUCACAAUCUCCGGCAUUUUUGCAGGGAGACCUCGAUUCUAUAAUAGAUCUCAUCAUACAGAUACUCCAGGAAGAUGAAAUAGAUAACAGAAUCACUUCAAAUAACUGCAUUUGCUCAAUUGCUUCAAAUUUCCCAUUAUCCAUAGCUCCAAAGAUCGAAGUAAUCGCAGAUUCGUUGAUAUCGCAACUCAGUUAUGAAUACAAACCAGAUGAAAAUGAAGAAACAAUAGCACAAAUGAUGGAUGAUAAUAAUUCAACGGAAGAGAUGUCAAAAGAAGACUUGCGUACAAUGGAAAUCAAAAAUAUGAAGAAUUCAGCGCUUAGUGCUCUAUCAAUUCUUUCUCUUUACCUUCCAGAACAAAUGAUAGAAAUUAUUGAUGGAGUAAGACAGAUGUUUUUCGAUCUUUUUGAUACCGCUAAUAAUGAAUUACUUGAUUUGGUCUGCUCUUGCCUUGUAAAUAUCGCUGAGGGCUUCAUGAAAGUUAAUUCUGAUGUUUUACCAAUUUGUCACUUUUUGAUCGAAAAUUUGAAUGGAAAUUCUUCAGCAGAUUGUGAGGGUUCAGCGACCAUUUUAGAGGCAAUCACGAAUAUAUUGACUAUUGGUGGCAGACAGCUAGUAGAAGUACUUUUAAACGAUAUUCAUGCGAUUUUAUUCCCGAUUUUAAAUUUGGAAAGAUCUAAAUGGACAAAGAAAGGAGAAGUCGCACCAUUAUUAUACCAAUCAUGCCUGGCAUGCUAUGAAACAAUUAUUGAGUCAUUAGGAAGCGAUUGCGUUGAAUUUGCUUCUCAAUACUCAGAAUUAAUACUUCAAACAGCCAUAUCUAACAAGAACUCGAAUGUUUAUGCUGCACACGCUAUUAUAAGACUUGCAGAACAGAUAAAUAAUAGCGAUUUGGCACAAAAAGUUCUUGAUACACCAUUGAAAGUACUAAAGAAGCCAAAUAUAGAGAAGAAAGUCAUUUCUCUGCAAUGCCUGUCAAUUUCCUUCCGUUGUUUCCCAAGUUUGUUUGGAAUUUCGGAAAAUUUCAUUUCUCAACUAGUCCAAAUGAUCAUGGAAACGCUACAGUCAUUACAGGAAAACGGUGAAUCAAACAAAUUGGUUGAACAGAUGAUAGAAACAGCGUUUGUUCUGUCAAUUUAUGUUAAUUCUCAACUUUUUAGCCAUCAAACGCUUUCUGAAAUGGUUUCAAAGCUGGUGUCAAUGCAUGAAAUCAAUUGCAUACAAACAUUGUCUAGUUUUGCUCUGUUUUGCAUGCAGAAUGGUUUUAAUGAAGUAAUUGAGAAUAAUUUAAUUAAUAUUUCGUUGUUGACAUUCUCUUCUGAGGAUUAUGACUUCAGAAAGGUCCAAAAUGAUGCAAAAGUAGCUCUAAAACCAAUUGCAGAAGCAGCAAUUUCAAAUGGAAACAUCGAAGUCCUGAAAGGAAACGAAUAUAAGUAUCAGAAAUUAGAGGCAAAUAUCUUAUCAUGUUAA
Molecule: messenger RNA, 3060 nt
Organism: Trichomonas vaginalis G3
Lineage: Eukaryota; Parabasalia; Trichomonadida; Trichomonadidae
Product: armadillo (ARM) repeat-containing protein family
Exons: 1
Coding region: 1-3060 (1019 amino acids)
Source: RefSeq, a predicted model, not a curated record